This is a messenger RNA of Procambarus clarkii (red swamp crayfish), 651 nucleotides long. Lineage: Eukaryota; Metazoa; Arthropoda; Malacostraca; Decapoda; Cambaridae. The record is from RefSeq and is a predicted model, not a curated record.
AUGCGGAAGAAAGCGCUGCCAUUUAACCAGAUACGUGCAGGUCCCCGGGGGCUCACUCCACCACCUCUCCGGGUAAUUAUUCACGACGACAAGUCCAUCUUCUCCAAGUUCUAUGAGGAACGCUUGUACCGCCUUGUCCUCACCGCCGCCAGCUACGGUUACACGAGGGACAAGGCUGACGGCGACCACACGCCCCACAUGUCCGGCUACCACUCAAGAAUGUCCGCUACAGCACCUGAUAAGACAGCUACAGCACCUGAUAAGACAGUUACAGCACCUGAUAAGACAGUUACAGCACCUGAUAAGACAGCUACAGCACCUGAUAAGACAGCUACAGCACCUGAUAAGACAGCUACAGCACCUGAUAAGACAGCUACAGCACCUGAUAAGACAGCUACAGCACCUGAUAAGACAGCUACAGCACCUGAUAAGACAGUUACAGCACCUGAUAAGACAGCUACAGCACAUGAUAAGACAGCUACAGCACCUGAUAAGACAGCUACAGCACCUGAUAAGACAGCUACAGCACCUGAUAAGACAGCUACAGCACCUGAUAAGACAGCUACAGCACCUGAUAAGACAGCUUCAGCACCAAGUAGAGAGCUUACACGCUCUAGCAGCCGUUACGUCAAAAGAGGAGUCUUAGAUUAG